Molecule: messenger RNA, 1833 nt
Organism: Cornus florida
Lineage: Eukaryota; Viridiplantae; Streptophyta; Magnoliopsida; Cornales; Cornaceae
Product: probable aspartyl aminopeptidase
Exons: 11
Coding region: 63-1664 (533 amino acids)
Biological process (GO): proteolysis
Molecular function (GO): zinc ion binding; aminopeptidase activity
Source: RefSeq, a predicted model, not a curated record
GCACUAGAGUUUUUGUUUUUUUGGUUUUUUGACAAAGCAGUGGAGUUCACAGCCACAGAGAAAUGGCGGCGAUAAGCCGACUGCAACUCCUCCAACCGUCGCUGUUAGUGAAACCCUCCGUCAUUUUACCCAAAUUCCUUCGCUCUUCAUCACCAUUCUCUAACCCCUAUAUCUCCGGCACGCGUCUCCGUAAACUCUCCGUUACUCCCCCACACUGCUCCAGCUCCGAUCAAAUCCCCAAGAGUUCUUCAACUUCAGGAUCGAGUCCGUCUAUAGUUGGUGAUCUUCUGGAUUAUCUCAACGAGUCUUGGACUCAAUUUCAUGCCACAGCUGAAGCAAAACGGCAAUUAAUUGCUGCUGGAUUUCAUUUGCUAAAUGAGAGUGAUGAAUGGGAUCUGAAGCCUGGUGGACGCUACUUCUUUACUCGGAAUAUGUCUUGUUUGGUUGCUUUUGCCAUUGGAGAAGAGUACACUGUCGGUAACGGUUUUCACAUAAUUGCUGCACACACAGAUAGUCCAUGCCUGAAACUAAAGCCAAAGUCUGCAUCAUCCAAAUCUGGCUAUCUUAUGGUAAAUGUGCAAACUUAUGGUGGUGGUUUGUGGCACACUUGGUUUGAUAGGGACUUGAGUUUAGCUGGAAGGGUCAUAGUGAAAGGUGAAGAUGGUUCCUUUUUACACAAGCUUGUCAAAGUAAAGAGGCCUCUGUUACGAGUACCUACACUGGCAAUUCAUCUUGAUCGCACAGUGAACAAGGAUGGGUUUAAACCAAAUCUAGAGACUCACCUCAUUCCGCUUCUUGCAACAAAACUUGAGGAUGUCUCUGCCGAGUCCAAAGAGAAAAGUAAUGCAUCAUCUUCAAAAGCUGCUCACCAUCCACUGCUUAUGCAGAUUUUGUCAGAUGAGCUAAGUUGCAGUAUUGAUGACAUAGUGAGUAUUGAGUUGAAUGUUUGUGAUACCCAACCAAGCUGCCUUGGAGGUGGAAAUGAUGAGUUCAUAUUUUCUGGAAGAUUAGAUAAUCUUGCUUCAAGUUAUUGCGCAUUGAGAGCACUUGUUGAUUCAUGUGAAUCACCUGGAGAUUUAUCAAGUGAGCAUGCUAUUAGAAUGGUUGCUCUUUUUGAUAAUGAAGAGGUUGGUUCAGAUUCAGUUCAAGGAGCUGGUGCACCAACCAUGUUUCAGGCCAUGAGAAGAAUAGUUGAUUGCUUAGCUCAUCAGUAUGUAGGGGAAGGUGCUUUUGAGCGUGCGAUUCGCAGAUCUUUUUUAGUGUCCGCCGACAUGGCUCAUGGAGUUCAUCCAAAUUUUAUGGAUAAGCACGAAGAACACCAUCGGCCAGAAUUACAAAAGGGUCUUGUUAUCAAACACAAUGCAAACCAGCGCUAUGCAACAAGUGGAGUUACAGCUUUUCUUUUCAAAGAAGUUGCAAAAAUUCAUAACCUUCCGACUCAGGAAUUUGCAGUGAGGAAUGAUAUGGGAUGUGGAUCCACUAUAGGUCCCAUACUUGCAUCAGGGGUUGGUGUUCGUACAGUUGAUUGUGGCAUUGCUCAGCUGUCCAUGCACAGUGUGAGAGAAAUCUGUGGGAAGGAAGAUGUUGAUAUUGCUUAUAAGCAUUUCAAAGCAUUCUACCAAACAUUCUCAAACAUAGACAAGAAGUUAAAUGUGGAUUCUUAAUUGCUCGGCCAAAAGAAGGAUAUAAAUUUGGUUUGCUGGAAUUCAUUGGAUUUGAAGUGGAAGUGGAAGUGGAAGUGGAGGUUUGGUUGAAGUCGAGUUUCGGACUUGCUUCAGAAAGUUUCUGCUUCAGCUCAGACAACAAAGCCUGAUUCUCCCGGUUGAGCAGUUC